Silurus meridionalis is the source of this 5094-nucleotide messenger RNA. RefSeq names its product pleckstrin homology domain containing, family H (with MyTH4 domain) member 2 (gene plekhh2). Bases 150 to 4418 code for a protein of 1422 amino acids. Gene Ontology annotation, biological process: negative regulation of actin filament depolymerization. The transcript has 30 exons. Lineage: Eukaryota; Metazoa; Chordata; Actinopteri; Siluriformes; Siluridae. Gene Ontology annotation, molecular function: actin binding. Gene Ontology annotation, cellular component: cytoplasm; cytoskeleton. The record is from RefSeq and is a predicted model, not a curated record.
CGCGAGAGUGCGGUGAGAUGCUGGAAAGUGUGGAGAAGCGGAGAAUCUCCUAAGACAUCAUCAGGAGCAGCAGACUGUACUGAGAAUAAUCAUGAAGUGAAGACAGAUGCUGGAUAAAUAAAUCUUUUUAUUGGGACUGAGAGCCUGUGAUGUCCAGCAGUAUGAGCGAGGCUGACGAGGCUUCGGCCGGGGAAUGGAAGGAGAAGUACAUGGUCUUGGAAGCUCUGCUCUUGAAGUUCCGUGGACAGAUGAGUGUGAUUCGAGACCUCACAACGGAAAAGAUGCAGCAGUUGGAGACACAGAUUUUGGAAGCAGAGCGAAAUGCCUACGAAGCAAACCAGCAGGUGCAGUGGAUGGAGGAGCGUCUGAAGUCUACUGACGUGGUGUCUGGUGAAUCCGAGCUGAAACUCUUCAGACGCUGCCAAGACCUACAGGCUGCUCUGCAGGAGAAAGAAGAACUCAUAAUGUCACUAGAGCAACAGCUAGAGGAGCAGAAACAGGGCCGAAUGCAAGAUGCCAAGGUUGUAGAGGAGAAAGCAGCAAAGAUAAAGGAGUGGGUGCUACGGAAGUUAAAUGAGUUUGAAGUAGAAAACGGCUUCUUGAAGGAAACAAACCAACAGCAAGAAUCUGAGAUACUGGAACUGAAGAGACAAAUUCAAGUCCUGGAACAGGCCACAGGACCCAGAGGGUCAGAUCAUGCUAAACCUGGACAGGCCCAGCGGCUCAGUAGCCUGACCUUUGGCUGCUUUCAUGUCCAAGGGAAGAGUCCUCAGGUGCGGACAGGCCACAUUCCAAAUCAGAAGAGCACGGGCAGUGUGUGUACGACCCACACACACACCGAGUGCAGGAGGUUCUCAGCUGAUGAUGAGAAUAAGCACAAUUCAGAGGCUGAUGCUAUUAGUCCCAGCCCUAGAAUGGAGUCUGAGCAAGAGAAGGAUUGUGAAUCUACAGGGAACCCCCAGUCUCACAGCACUGGGGAUAAAUCAGAACCUAGAGAACCCAAUCUUACCAGCGUAGAAGACACCGACCUACAGCAGCCCAUUAGUAGUAUAUUUUCAUUUAAACUUGCUGGAUCAGAUGCUGUAGAGGACAAAGCCAGCAAGGACAGGGCUGACAUUGAGGAUGGCUCCUCGGACGAGCUGAACAAGCAGUUUCGCAUGCAACGUUUAAAUUCUUCAUCCUCCUCUAGUGAAGCCAAUACUCCCAGCCCAGUUCUGACACCGAAACGGCCCACGCCAUCCCAGGAUGCCCAUGAUACACCUGCCUCACCCAAGCAGCCCCGCCUACGCAGCCCCAGUGCCUUUAGUGUUAGCGUUGCAUUAGCCAAGAAGCACCUAAGCCAGCCUUCAGUGGUUAGUGAAACAGUCCAUGGGAGAACCCGAAAUGCCAUCAGUAUGCUACGGCCAUUAAAACCACAGGAGACUGAUUUGAACGAGGAACAGCAGAUGGAGACCAGUGAGGGUAUGAUACCUCCUGAAGAGGCAUCUAAAGCCCCAGCAGAUGUGCCAGAGUCGAGUGAUGCAGUUGUACCUUUACCAGGGAACAAGCCACCCACUCCCCCACUGCACAGGUUCCCCUCCUGGGAAAGCAGAAUAUAUGCUGUGGCUAAAUCUGGAAUUCGACUUUCAGAAACAUCAUGCACAGAUGUUGCAAAUAAAGACUCCUCCCAACCGUCCUCAUACCCUGCCUUCAUGCUGUACACAUCUCUCAUCUACAGAAACAUGAACACACCGGUCUACACCACUUUCAAAGGGAGGGUGGCGUUGCUUAGCAGCAGUCAGUUAUCUGAGGAGUCAUCCACCUCCGAAGAAGAGGAUGGUGAGGAGGAGUGUCAUUCAGUCUCAGGUGAAGAAGAGAGUGAUUUGCGUACCUCCAGUUCCAACUGUACCAAAAGCCAGGAAAGCACACUCAGGAGAGCCGUGUCUCUGUCCUCCAUGGCGUCCGAAAGUGACUACGCUAUUCCUCCUGAUGCUUAUUCUAUAGACACAGAGUGCUUUGAACCAGAGAGCAAACUGCAAAAGACCGGCUCUUUCAACAGUGACAGUGGCAAGAGUGAGCCGAUGGAAAAGUCUGGUUACCUGUUUAAGAUGGUCAAGACAUGGAAGAAGACCUGGAAACGCCACUGGUUUGUCCUGAAAGAUGGAGAACUAAUGUACUACAAGUCACCGAGUGACGUCAUCCGUAAACCUCAAGGCCAGAUUGAACUCACUGCUUCUAGCACUAUUUCCCGUGGGGAGGGCAAACAAAUACUUCAGGUGGUGACAGGAAAACAUGCAUUUAAUCUAAAAGCGGAUUCUCCUAACCUGCUAGAGGAGUGGCUGACGGUCCUGCAGUGUGUGCAGAAAGUCAAAGCAGCCAGUCCUCUGUUCACCCAACCCAAUAUUCGCCCAACCAUGAAAGGACAUCUGACUAAGAAGAAGCAUGAUUAUUCCAAGCGUGUGUGGUGUGCGCUUAUUGGAAAGACAUUGUACUACUUCAGGUGCCAAGAGGACAAGUUUCCCCUAGGCCAGAUCAGGCUAGCAGGGGCACACAUUAAAGAAGUGAACUCUGAUGAGGACAGUAAAAGUGGACAGUCUGCUCAGUUCACCAUCUCCAUUCAGACCCAGAACCAGAGCCCCACUUACCUGCAUGUAGAUUUCUCACACGAGAAGGCAGCAUGGCUGUACCACUUGUCUGUGGCAGCGGGCACCAACAAAGGACAGGUGGGAACUGAGUUUGAGCAGCAGGUUGACAAAUUGCUCAAUGUUAACGGUGACUCAGGAUCUCAAGUGUGGAGGCAUCCCAUGUUGUGCUUCAGCAAGGAAGCCCUAACCACCCCUCUCACCACUCUACCCUCACAGGCCUUACAGACAGAAGCCAUCAAGCUUUUUAAGACAUGUCAGCUCUUUAUUAACGUAGCCAUAGACACUCCUGCCAUCGACUACCACGUGACCCUGGCACAGUGUGCCCUGCAGGUGUGUCUCACGCACUCAGAGCUGCAGAACGAGAUCUACUGCCAGCUCAUCAAACAAACACGCAGGAGGCAGCCUCAUGGCCAGCCAGGCCCACUGCAGGGCUGGCAGUUUCUGUCAUUGUGUGUGGGACUCUUCCUGCCACUGCAUCCCAUUCUAUGGCUUCUCCAAGUCCAUCUCAAAAAGCAUGCUGACCCCAGGACAGAGGUGGGGAAGUAUGCUAUCUACUGCCAACGUUCCAUGGAAAGAACCCAACAGAAGGGUGAGCGUCAGGCUCGGCCCUCACGUAUGGAGAUACUGUCCAUCUUACUGAGGAAUCCUUAUCACCACUCGCUGCCAUUCAGUGUGCCCGUGCACUUUCUCAACAACACUUAUCAGGUUGUUGGUUUCGAUGCCUCCACCACAGUAGAGGAGUUCCAGAGCCGUCUAAACCAAGAGACAGGCAUGAGGAAGUUGGGCCAGUCUGGUUUUAGCCUAUACUCAGACGACCCCACUGGGCAAAACAUCGAACACUAUCUACAGGGCAGUCUGAUGAUUUGUGAUAUUAUAGCUAAAUGGGAGCAGGCCUGUAAGGAGUCACACACAGGCAAAUCUGAGAACACCAGGACUGUGAAACUGACAUACAAAAACAGACUGUACUUCUCUCAGCAGCUGAGAGGUGAGACUGAGAGAGAGCGUCUGCUCUUGGCCUAUCAGACAAAUGAGGAAAUUGCAGCAGGUCAUUUCCCUGUUAACAAAGAGCUCGCUCUAGAAAUGUCUGCUCUGCUGGCUCAGGUGGAGUAUGGAGAUUUUGAGCGUCCAUUCCCAGUCAGUUCUGGCUCUGGACAAGCUAAAUCUUCCCAAACCCUUAAGCAGGUCCUAGAGCGCUUCUACCCCAAGCAGUACAGACGAACCUGCUCAGAGGAGCAGCUAAGGCAGUUAAGUGAGAGGAUCUCGGCUCGCUGGGCGUCGCUGAGGGGGCGCUGCACCUCCGAGUGCGUGCGGAUCUAUCUAACCGUAGCCCGCAAGUGGCCCUUUUUUGGAGCUAAACUGUUUGAAGCCGAGCCCAAGUCCCCCUCUUUACUGCAAAGUACACGUGUGCGGAUAGCCGUCCAUGAGGAUGGUUUGAGCGUGUUGGACUUUACAUCCAUGAAACUUUUAGUCUCCUUCCGACAUAAGAACAUUGUAAAAUUUGGAGGUUGUCAUCAGGACUUCAUGCUGGUGGUGACUCAGAGCUCUGGAAGCAACACAGCCAAGGAAAAGCCUACUGAUAAGCAUUUGUUUGCCAUGAGCACUUUCAAGAUCCGAGAGCUGACACUCCUUAUGGCUGGCUACAUCAACAGCACCCAUCAACAGAAGUCAGCAGCGCACCAUCUCUCAGCCCCAGCUCUACUUCUGGCCCAGUGUCAGUCUGGAGAGCAAAACACAUCUAAAUCCCCUCCUGCGGUGGCACGUGGAAAACCCGGCAAAGGACCCAAACUGCUCUGAUGUGCCUUACAUUGGUACACACUCUAAAAUCUAACCCCUAGAUCGUGUUUAAUGUCGAUUGCACAUGCCCUAGGGAACAGGAACUUGAACCUGAUUUGCAUUUUUGGUGUUACUUUUCUUUGUGAUAUAAAUUCGUUAACCUAGAACAAUAGACUUCUUUUUUUUUCUUAGCACGUCUCCUGUAGGUUCAGCUGUUUUGGACAAAAUGUCCUAACCAGCAUUGCACAAGUGAAUAAUAAUUUCAAUGAAAACAUAAAUGUUGACCAACAUUUUUUGUUAUUCUAAUCAUUUCAUGGUCAACUAAAUGCUGGAGUGUCUUCCAAAUGUUCUUCCAUACAAACAUGUACAGAUAGGAAAAGGAUAAUUAGAGCUCUCUGUGGAGGUGGAUCAGGAUUUUUCGUUUUUGUUUUUAUGAAUGAGAAGCGUUAGCAGGUAUAUAACAGGGUGGUUCACUUUUUUCUGAUUGGGUAAAUCAUUUCCCAUCACUGAAAAUUUUAAGGAAAAUAGAAAGUGACACAAUUGUACACUGAGACUAUAAGCCAUGUGUGUGUCAUGUAGAUAUAAAGGGACUAUAAUGUUUAAACUCUAACUUUGAACCUAUUUAUUGUAGAAAUGGGAAUCUGUUGCUGAUUUCCUUUAUGUAUACACAUUUUAAUAAAUCUAUGUUAUAAAAACA